This is a messenger RNA of Coniosporium apollinis CBS 100218, 1629 nucleotides long. RefSeq lists its product as uncharacterized. The record is from RefSeq and is a predicted model, not a curated record. NCBI's taxonomy places the organism in Eukaryota, Fungi, Ascomycota, Dothideomycetes. The transcript has 2 exons. Gene Ontology annotation, molecular function: flavin adenine dinucleotide binding; oxidoreductase activity, acting on CH-OH group of donors. Bases 1 to 1629 code for a protein of 542 amino acids.
AUGACCACAGUCAACUUGCCUGCAGCGGACUCUGAUGCCUACGACUUCAUCAUCGUAGGUGGCGGUACCGCCGGGUGUGUCAUCGCCAGCCGCCUCACCGAGUACCUACCUAACAAGCGUGUGCUCCUGAUCGAAGCCGGCCCCUCGGACUUCAUGGACGACCGAGUCCUUCUCCUCAAGGACUGGCUCAGCCUCCUCGGCGGCGAGCUCGACUACGAUUAUACCACAACAGAGCAGCCGAUGGGCAACUCGCACAUCCGCCACUCGCGCGCCAAAGUGCUGGGCGGCUGCUCGAGCCACAAUACGUUAAUAUCCUUCCGGCCGUUCGAGUACGACUGUCAGUUAUGGGAAGCGGCCGGGUGCACGGGGUGGAGCUUCAAGACCUUCAUGCGCGUACUGGACAACCUGCGCAACACGAUUCAGCCCGUACAUGACCGGCAUAGGAACCAACUUUGCAAGGAUUGGGUACAGUCCUGCUCGACCGCUAUGGACAUUCCCGUUAUUCAUGAUUUCAAUCACGAGAUUAAGACGAAGGGUGCGCUGAAGCAGGGUGUUGGGUUCUUCUCCGUGGCCUACAACCCGGAUGAUGGCCGUAGGAGCAGCGCCUCGGUGGCGUAUAUCCAUCCUAUCCUGCGGGGCGAAGAGAAGAGAAAAAAUCUUACUAUCCUUACCAACGCCUGGGUCUCGAAGAUCAACGUCUCCGGCGAUGGUGUCACGGGCGUAAACAUAACACCGCAGAACGGCGAAAAGCGGACGCUGACCGCGAAGGCCGAAACCAUCCUCUGCGCCGGCGCGGUGGACACACCCAGGCUGAUGCUGCUCUCCGGGCUGGGCCCGAAGAGGCAGCUUGAAGACCUUGGAAUCCCCGUGGUGAGAGAUAUACCGGGCGUUGGCGAAAACCUGCUCGACCAUCCUGAGACCAUCAUUCUCUGGGAGCUGAACAAGCCGGUGCCGUUGAACCAAACGACUAUGGACUCGGAUGCGGGGAUCUUCCUCCGGCGAGAACCUCCGAACGCGGCUGGCAAGGAUGGAGAUAUUGCGGAUGUGAUGAUGCAUUGCUACCAGAUCCCCUUCUGCCUCAACACCGCUCGACUCGGCUACGACACCCCCAUCGACGCCUUCUGCAUGACACCCAACAUCCCGCGGCCCCGCUCCCGCGGCCGUAUCUACCUGACCUCCUCCUCCCCCACGGUUAAACCCGCGCUCGACUUCCGCUACUUUACAGACCCCGAAGGCUACGAUGCCGCAACCCUAGUCGCAGGCCUUAGAGCGGCUCGUCGCAUCGCGCAGCAGUCCCCCUUCGCAGACUGGCUGAAGCGCGAAGUCGCGCCCGGCCCAGAGGUGCAGAGUGACGAGGAGCUGAGCGAGUAUGGAAGGAGGGUCGCGCAUACGGUCUACCAUCCGGCUGGCACGACGAAGAUGGGGGAUUUGAGGAGGGAUGGCAUGGCGGUUGUGGAUCCGGAGCUUAGGGUUAGGGGGCUGAAGGGGGUGAGAAUUGCGGAUGCGGGCGUGUUCCCGGAGAUGACGACGAUUAAUCCGAUGUUGACAGUUCUAGGGGUGGGGGAGAGGGCCGCGGAACUGAUUGCGGAGAGUUGGGGGUGGAAGGGGCUGCAGAGGGAGAGGUUGUAA